GCCGGCGUUUGUGAGCAUGCGCAGCAUGUAUAUUUCCGGUCUCAACUGAGCCUUUAAGAUAUCUAAAGUGUCUUAUAAUAAGUAUAUCUUGGAAUAUUUAUAUUGCUUACGUUUUCUAACACAUCACAGAUUCAUGCUUACUUUAUUGCUUAACGCCUUUUUCUGCGCAGCAUACUUGUUUCCGAUCAACAGCCAUGACUUCACUAUGCAGGAAAUGUCUCAUUACAGAGACAGAAUAAAGUCUAUGUUUUACCAUGCCUACAACAACUACUUGGAGAAUGCAUAUCCAUAUGAUGAGCUCCGGCCAUUGACAUGUGAUGGACAGGAUACAUGGGGCAGUUUUUCACUUACUCUUAUUGAUGCCCUGGAUACCUUGCUGAUACUAGGGAACCACACAGAGUUUCAACGGGUGGCUGCCCUUUUACAGGACAGUGUGAAUUUUGACAUUGAUGUAAAUGCUUCAGUGUUUGAAACAAACAUACGAGUGGUUGGUGGUCUCCUCUCAGCUCACUUGUUGUCCAAGCAGGCUGGGAUAGCUGUAGAAGAGGGAUGGCCUUGCUCUGGUCCUCUUCUCCGCUUAGCUGAGGAUGCAGCACGCAAACUUCUCCCAGCAUUCCACACACCCACUGGUAUGCCAUAUGGAACAGUGAACCUGCUGAGGGGUGUCAACCCCACUGAAACUCCCAUAACCUGCACAGCUGGUGUUGGCACUUUUAUCCUGGAGUUUUCCACCCUUAGCCAUCUCACUGGUGAUCCUGUGUUUGAAAAUGUGGCUCGAAAGGCUCUCAGUGCCCUCUGGAAAACCCGCUCAGACAUUGGCCUGGUUGGGAACCACAUUGAUGUCAUUACAUCAAAAUGGGUUGCUCAAGAUGCAGGAAUUGGGGCAGGAAUUGAUUCAUACUUUGAGUACUUGUUAAAGGGUGCAAUCAUGCUGCAAGAUGAAGAACUUCUGAACAUGUUUUAUGAGUUUGAUAAGUCCAUAAAGAACUACACAAAAUUUGAUGACUGGUACUUAUGGGUGCAAAUGCAUAAGGGUACAGUUUCCAUGCCUAUAUUUCAAUCUCUGGAGGCAUUCUGGCCUGGUCUGCAGAGUCUUGUGGGGGAUGUAGAGAGUGCGACAAGGACGUUUCAUAACUACUGUACAGUGUGGCGUCAGUUUGGUGGCCUUCCAGAGUUUUACAGCAUUCCACAGGGAUAUACUGUAGACAAGCGAGAAGGAUAUCCUCUACGACCAGAGUUGAUAGAGAGUGCAAUGUACUUGUAUAAGGCCACAGGUAACCCAACAUUUCUCCAGAUAGGACGGGAUGCAAUAGAGUCCAUAGAGAAGAUAAGCCAUGUUAAAUGCGGAUUUGCAAGUGUGAAAGAUGUUAGAGACCACAAGCUGGACAACCGCAUGGAGUCAUUCUUCUUGGCUGAAACUAUUAAGUAUCUUUACUUGCUGUUUGAUCCUGACAAUUUUAUUCACAACACAGGCACAACAUAUGUGCUCGGCGGGGCACAUGGCGACUGCAUUCUGGGGGCCGGGGGUUACAUAUUUAAUACAGAAGCACAUCCAAUUGAUCCGGCUGCUCUGCAUUGUUGUAGUAAGGACCAAGAUGAGCACUUGGAGCUGCAGGACAUCCUCCUGAGAUUAACAGAGCAUGAUAACCCUUCUGAGGAUCAAUCAGUGGAGUCUUUGGAAGACAGAAAUUCAGAAGGAAUAAUAUUAAGCCCUGAAGAGAGAAGAAAUGCAUUUCAGUUCUCCUGCCCAACGCAAAAUUUUAGUGCUCGUUUUGCAGUCAUGGGUCAAGUCUUUUCUGACAACCCAUGAGCAGAAAUUGUUCUAAGAUUAAGAUGCAAACAAUAAAUUUUUUUUUAUAUAUAUAUACACUGAAAAUAUGUAAAACUGUGUGUGGCACACAAACAAAUGUGUGUGGCAAAUGUGUGUAAAAACCUGUCUGAUGUCACCAGGUCUGAAUAAAAAUUCUAAAAUAAGAAUUAAAAUGUAAAUGUAUGAUUAAAGAAAUUAAAUAAU
Molecule: messenger RNA, 2014 nt
Organism: Tachysurus vachellii
Lineage: Eukaryota; Metazoa; Chordata; Actinopteri; Siluriformes; Bagridae
Gene: edem2
Product: ER degradation enhancer, mannosidase alpha-like 2
Exons: 11
Coding region: 134-1810 (558 amino acids)
Biological process (GO): carbohydrate metabolic process; endoplasmic reticulum mannose trimming; mannose trimming involved in glycoprotein ERAD pathway
Cellular component (GO): endoplasmic reticulum; membrane
Molecular function (GO): calcium ion binding; mannosyl-oligosaccharide 1,2-alpha-mannosidase activity
Source: RefSeq, a predicted model, not a curated record